Diaporthe citri is the source of this 744-nucleotide messenger RNA. RefSeq lists its product as uncharacterized. The record is from RefSeq and is a predicted model, not a curated record. The transcript has 2 exons. Lineage: Eukaryota; Fungi; Ascomycota; Sordariomycetes; Diaporthales; Diaporthaceae. Bases 1 to 744 code for a protein of 247 amino acids.
AUGCCAUGGCCGCGUAGCGGACACCCAAGCAAAGUAGCUUCUCAACGGUUUACCUGGGCCGACGGCGCUGCGUAUGGUGCUCUCUUGGCGUACCUCUCCUUUGACCUGUACUGCAACCUCUCGGAUACGUUCAAGCUGGAGAACCUGUCGACAAAUACAGCCCGCUGCUUGAAAUCGAGGUCAGAGGAGCCGGCCAGACUCCCAGCCGCCGCCGGCACCGGUGCUUUCAACGCUAUCGAUUGGCACGCCAAAGACGGCCGUCCGCUUAUUGCUACCAGCGAGACCAAGGAUGGUCAGCGGGCCAUCUGGCCGGAUCACAGGCCCAACACGUUCCUUGGAGUGACGGUGCCCGCGUUGCCCAACACGUUCCUUGUUCUGGGCCCCCACCAGCCUUUCGGCAACGCCACGCGGAGCAUAGAGCAUGUUGUUGGCUUUGUCACAGACGCCUUGCAGUACUGCAAAGACAACGGCUACUCGUACGUCGAGGCCACAACGGAGGCCGCGGACGAGUGGACGGACCAUGUUGUGGAGUGCAGCAAGGCGGGAAUUCUCAUCAACGAGGUGGACAGCUGGAUGACUGGGGUGAACACGAAUGUGAAGGGAAAGCAGGUCAGGAGCGUCGCAAGGUACUCGGGCAGCGUUAUCGAGUACCGCAGGCGCACUGAGGCGUGUAAGAAGUCUGGCUACAAGGGUCUGAUCUUUUCCCAGAUUGGGGAGUCUUUCGAUUUGGUCAUGAAGCCUUGA